Cicer arietinum (chickpea) is the source of this 1368-nucleotide messenger RNA. RefSeq names its product probable dolichyl-diphosphooligosaccharide--protein glycosyltransferase subunit 3B. Gene Ontology annotation, cellular component: oligosaccharyltransferase complex. Lineage: Eukaryota; Viridiplantae; Streptophyta; Magnoliopsida; Fabales; Fabaceae. The record is from RefSeq and is a predicted model, not a curated record.
UGGAGGAGUGAAGUAGAUUUCUGAAAAGUCUUCUCAAAAUUCCACACUAUCCCUCCCUCCGUCCCUCUUCUCUUCCUCCAUCCAAAAAACCCUUCCUCUCAUUUUCCGUUUCCCUUUCUCCGCUCCACCAACCAUGGCUUCUCAUCUCAACCUUCCAACAACGACAUUCUGCAUCCUCCUCACCGUCAUAAUCUCUCUAUGUUUUGCCACCGAAUCAAACGAAGAACGAACAAGCGAGCUUCUCUCACUCCAAUCAAGAUCCAAUUCAGGCAUAAUCCGUCUCAACGACCAAUCCCUCGCUCGUUACAUAACCUCCGUCAAAACCCCAAGACCUUAUUCCCUUCUCAUCUUCUUCGACGCGUCUCAACUUCACGACAAAACCGAACUCCGUCUCACAGAACUCCACAAAGAAUUCUCCCUGCUCUCUUCUUCAUUCAUCACCAACAACAAAAACCAUUCCUCUAUUUCCAAACUCUUCUUUUGCGACAUCGAAUUCAGAGAAUCGCAACUCAGUUUCUCGCAAUUCGGCGUCAAUGCUCUCCCUCACAUUCGUAUCGUCGGUCCCACACAUGGAUUCAAGGAUUCAGAAUCAAUGGAUCAAAGUGAUUACUCUCGGCUCGCUGAAUCCAUGGCUGAAUUCGUCGAAUCGAAGACGAAACUCUCCGUGGGACCCAUUCAUCGACCUCCGAUUUUAUCCACAAACAAAAUCAUCAUACUCGUGUUAGGGUUCUUGAUCUGGUUCUCUUUUUUCGUUAAGAAGCUUUUGACUGGUCAAACACUGUUGCAUGACCCAAGGGUUUGGUUAGCGGGUUCUGUUUUUGUUUAUUUUUUCAGUGUUUCUGGUGCAAUGCAUAAUAUUAUAAGGAAAAUGCCUAUGUUUCUCGCCGAUCGCAACGAUCCUUCGAAGCUUGUGUUUUUCUAUCAGGGAUCUGGGAUGCAACUUGGUGCUGAGGGUUUUACUGUGGGAUUUUUGUACACACUUGUUGGUUUGCUUUUGGCUUUCACGACUCAUGGUCUUGUUAAGAUCAAAAGUGUAACUGUGCAGAGGGUGGUUAUGAUUUUUGCUCUGUUGGUUUGUUUUUUGGCUGUGAAGCAGGUUGUUUAUUUGAAUAAUUGGAAGACUGGUUAUGGGAUUCAUGGGUAUUGGCCUUCUAGCUGGAACUGAAUUUUGAGGUUUGUUAAACUCUUUCCAUUCCGUAAUCUUAAAUCUUACAGAAAAGGAUGUUUUAUGUUAUGCUAGAACUUUUGCCAGAGAUUAUAUGUAGCUUGGCAUUGCCCUUUUGUGGCAGUGGCACAGAUUUGAGCUGGAAUUUUAGUAUUGAAGAAUUUUUAUAAUAGAGUACAUUUUGUUUGGAUUUGUUAUGGUUA